AUGUUCCUAUGUGUUGCGUUGCACUUACCGAACUAUCCAGGAGUAAGUAGCUCAGAGAUUGCCUUCCUUCGAUUCCAUAUCACUGGCAUUGACUCCGCAGUGAAGUGGCUGACGAACAGUGGUAUACUCGUGGUCCUUCUAACCAUUCAUCGGAUUGAGGCCGUCGAAGAUCUGGUGGUGGCCCCAGGUCCAGAUGAUGAACGCGAGGGCGGUGACCUUGAACAAGAGGCUGAGUACGAUAUAUACAACAACACCCAGAUCAACGUUUGCAACAACGUGGUGGAUGGAGUAUAUCUGCCCUAUGUGGGUGAUUGCGAUAAGUAUAUCGAGUGUAAAAAUAACGCAAUACUGGAAAUAGGCAGCUGUUCCGAAUUAGACAAGGCCUCUGACCCUCCGCAACUGUGCCCCAAUGCGAGUGAGACGUGUAAUGUGGGCUACGAUCCGGUGCUCCAGAUAUGCACCUACCUAGAUAAAGUGAAGUGCCUGCCCACCUGCGAUUCGGAGCGAUUGAGUAGCUUCUGCUACGACAACACCUGCACCAAGUACGUGCUCUGCUAUUACGGAAAACCCGUGUUGCGGGAAUGCCACGAUGGGCUGCAGUACAACAAUGUGACGGAUCGCUGUGACUUUCCCGAGUACGUGGACUGUGUGGCCAACGACUGCUCGGCCACCUUCCAGCCGAAGGACAUCAUCUACCUGGCCAGCAAGGCGUCCUGCAGCAAGUACUUCGUCUGCUCCGAUGGCCAUCCGUGGGAACAGGAGUGCGCCCCCGGAUUGGCCUACAAUCCGGAGUGCAAGUGCUGCGAUUUCGCCAAGAAUGUCAACUGCACGAUUGAUGCUGCGGCCAGGAAUAUUGUGCCCUAUUCCCGUUCCCCACUGCGACGUGCUGACAUCGAGUGCCCCCAUGUGGGAAUUCACUUCUAUCCGCACAAAUCCCGCAGGGAUGCGUACUACUACUGCGUCGAGGGUCGUGGAGUCACUCUGGACUGCACUCCGGGUCUUCAGUACGAUCAGAAGGUGGAGGAGUGCCGCAAGCCGCAAUUCGUUGGAGUCUAACUGAGUUUU
Molecule: messenger RNA, 1065 nt
Organism: Drosophila rhopaloa
Lineage: Eukaryota; Metazoa; Arthropoda; Insecta; Diptera; Drosophilidae
Exons: 4
Coding region: 1-1056 (351 amino acids)
Cellular component (GO): extracellular region
Molecular function (GO): chitin binding
Source: RefSeq, a predicted model, not a curated record